Drosophila montana is the source of this 1176-nucleotide messenger RNA. RefSeq names its product ribonuclease H2 subunit B. The transcript has a single exon. Lineage: Eukaryota; Metazoa; Arthropoda; Insecta; Diptera; Drosophilidae. The record is from RefSeq and is a predicted model, not a curated record. Gene Ontology annotation, cellular component: ribonuclease H2 complex; nucleoplasm. Gene Ontology annotation, biological process: RNA catabolic process. Bases 74 to 1087 code for a protein of 337 amino acids.
GCAACAUUAGCACAAGUGUGCAAAACAAAAACAUUAAUAAAGGCGGGAGCUCUUGUUGUCAUAAAUUUCUGAUAUGAGUAAAAAGGCAACACGCUCCACAAAACCCAAGGCGGAUCCAGAUGCGGUGCCACAAAAGGCGUGUGCCAUAAAGAAAGUAUUCUAUAUAUCGGAAAAGUUGCUCGAUGCUGAAGGCGACCAUCGAUUGUGCUUGGAGCGCUUCUAUCAUCCCGGUAAGGCGCGACCGGCUUUGUUUAUGACGCUUCAGGAGCGGGAAAUAAUGGAGGUGCUAGAGUACGCAGAACCGCGACGCAGCUGGCUAAUAAACAGUGAAGUGUGCUCCAACGGACGCACAUACAUGACGACGCCAAUAGACGCCACGCUACUAGCACUUCAUCAUCUACGCAAGCAUUGCUCCCAGCGCGCAAUGUCGCUGGACAGCAUAAGUGUGGAUGAGCCGGAUGCUAGCACAAAUCGCCUGCUUACCAAAUUCGUGAGCACCGACCGUCUGAAGUGUGUGGCCGAUGUGAAGACCUCCGGCGACCUGAUCUUCUAUAAGUACAAUAGUCAUCGGGCGCUGGCAUGGCUUGCAUUGAAGACUCGACAAGUUGUGUCCGUGCUCAAGGCAAAACGGGUGCACUGUGGAUUGGGCGCCAAAUCGCAAAACUACGUGCGCAGCGAAAAGUUGGUGGAAGAAAACGAUGUCAACGAAAUGGACUACAUGCGCAUGGCCUGCGAUUAUGUGGGUAGAUAUUUGGAUGCGGAUUUACAUGCAGAACUCACAAACUAUCUGCACAUACCAAGCGAGAUUCAGGCACUAGUCGAAGAAAAUGCCACGUCACAAAAACGCAAAUCCCAGCAAGGACAAACCAGUGCAAAUAGCAAAAAAAUUAAACUCGCCAAUGGCGAUGAUGCUGCUGCACAGCUACGAAACAGCAGCCUGAUCGACAGUGAUGACAUAAAGGAGAGCAUCACGUCGCCCAGCACACCUGCACCGCUCAAGGAGCGCACCAUGACGGCUAAGGAGAAGGCGCUGGCCAAAGGCGCCAAGGGCAGCAAAAGCAUUUCAUCAUUUUUCAAAGUUAAAUAGUCUUAAGCAUAUAAUAAGUUGCAUUUUUUAAGAAGCAUUGUUCAAUAUCAACUCAUAUUUUAUUUAUAUAAACAAGCGGAAUGAUUGAA